This is a messenger RNA of Dromaius novaehollandiae (emu), 3383 nucleotides long. It is a transcript of the gene AMPD2, whose product is annotated as adenosine monophosphate deaminase 2. The record is from RefSeq and is a predicted model, not a curated record. Gene Ontology annotation, molecular function: AMP deaminase activity. The transcript is spliced from 18 exons. Gene Ontology annotation, biological process: AMP metabolic process; IMP salvage. Gene Ontology annotation, cellular component: cytosol. Lineage: Eukaryota; Metazoa; Chordata; Aves; Casuariiformes; Dromaiidae. Bases 169 to 2643 code for a protein of 824 amino acids.
CCACAUCCUCCUUCCGCCCCAUCCUCUUCCUCGGCGCGGCUUCCGGCCGGCCUCCGCCGGGGACUUUGGUCCAGCCCCGCGGCUCCCGCAGCAAUCAGCGGCCGGGGGAGGGAGGGAGGCAGCGCGGCGGCCAUCGCCCGCCCGCCCCGCCGCCCCGCCGCCCCCGCGAUGGCCUCCGCCGCGCCGCCGCCGCGCCCCAAGUCGCCCUUCAAGAAGCGCGGCAGCCUGCAGGCCCCCGGCCCCGUAGAGGGGCGCGGGGGGCCGGGCGCGCGGCCCCUGCAGUCGGCCCGCUCCCUGCCGGGGCCCCCCCACUGCCUCAAGCACUUCCCCGUGGACCUGCGCACCUCCAUGGACGGCAAGUACAAGGAGAUCGCCGAGGAGCUGUUCUGCCGCUCGCUGGCGGAGAGCGAGAUGCGCACGGCGCCCUACGAGUUCCCCGAGGAGAGCCCCAUCGAGCAGCUGGAGGAGCGCCGGCAGCGCCUGGAGCGCCAGAUCAGCCAGGACGUCAAACUCGAGCCCGACAUUUUGCUCAGAGCCAAACAGGACUUCCUGAAAAUUGACAGUGCCGCCGACCUGCAGCUCUUCAAGGAGCAGAGCGAGGACCUGGUGGACCACGUCCCCAAGGAGCGCGAGGCGCUGCUGGAGAGGGAGUUUCAGAGGGUCACCAUCUCCGGGGAGGAGAAGUGUGGGGUGCCCUUCACGGACCUGCUGGACGCGGCCAAGAGCGUGGUGAAGGCGCUGUUCCUGCGGGAGAAGUACAUGGGGCUGUCGCUGCAGAGCUUCUGCAAGACCACGGCCCGCUACCUGCAGGAGCUCUCCGAAAAGCCCCUGGAGACCCGGGGCUACGAGGAGGUGCCCGAGACCCCCGUGGCCGCCGAUGCCCCCGUGCACCCGCCGUUCGCGGACCAGCACCCCUACGAGGCGUGGGACCCCCAGGCCAUGCCGGGCGACCUCGGCUUCGGGCUCAAGAUGGUGGACGGCGUGGUGCACGUCUACACCAAGCAGGACGUCACCGACAAGAGCACAGAGCUGGACCUGCCGUACCCCGACCUGCAGGAGUUCAUCGCCGACAUGAACUUCCUCAUGGCUUUAAUCAUUAACGGACCCAUCAAAUCCUUCUGCUACCGGCGCCUGCAGUACCUGAGCUCCAAGUUCCAGAUGCACGUGCUGCUCAACGAGAUGAAGGAGCUGGCGGCCCAGAAGAAGGUGCCCCACCGCGACUUCUACAACAUCCGCAAGGUGGACACCCACAUCCACGCCUCGUCCUGCAUGAACCAGAAGCAUCUCCUGCGCUUCAUCAAGCGGGCCAUGAAGAAGCACCUGGACGAAAUCGUCCACGUGGAGAAGGGCAAGGAGCAGACGCUCAAGGAGGUCUUCGAGACCAUGAACCUCACUGCCUACGACCUCAGCGUGGACACGCUGGACGUCCACGCGGACCGCAACACUUUCCACCGUUUUGACAAGUUCAACGCCAAGUACAACCCCAUCGGUGAGUCCAUCCUGCGGGAGAUCUUCAUCAAGACGGACAACCGCGUCUCGGGGAAGUACUUUGCCCACAUCAUCAAGGAGGUGAUGUCCGACCUGGAGGAAAGCAAGUACCAGAACGCCGAGCUGCGGCUCUCCAUCUACGGCCGGUCCCGCGACGAGUGGGACAAACUGGCCCGCUGGGCCGUGAACCAUCGCGUUCACUCCAACAACGUCCGCUGGCUCGUGCAGGUGCCCCGGCUCUUCGAUGUCUACCGGACGAAGAGGCAGCUGGCCAACUUCCAGGAGAUGCUGGAGAACAUCUUCCUACCCCUCUACGAGGCCACCGUCCACCCUGCGCAGCACCCGGAGCUGCACCUCUUCCUGGAGCACGUGGACGGCUUCGACAGCGUAGACGAUGAGUCCAAGCCGGAGCAUCACAUCUUCAACCUGGACAGCCCCUUGCCGGGCAACUGGGUGGAGGAGGACAACCCGCCCUACUCCUACUACCUGUACUACAUGUAUGCCAACAUGACCGUGCUCAACCACCUCCGCCGGAAGCGAGGUUUCCACACCUUCGUGCUGCGGCCGCACUGCGGCGAGGCCGGCCCCAUCCAUCACCUCGUCUCGGGCUUCAUGGUCUCGGAGAACAUCUCACACGGCUUGCUGCUCCGCAAGGCCCCCGUGCUGCAGUACCUCUACUACCUGGCGCAGAUCGGCAUUGCCAUGUCCCCGCUCAGCAACAACAGCCUCUUCCUCAGCUACCACCGCAACCCGCUGCCCGAGUACCUGUCGCGGGGGCUCAUGGUGUCCCUCUCCACCGACGACCCCCUGCAGUUCCACUUCACCAAGGAGCCCCUCAUGGAGGAGUACAGCAUCGCCACCCAGGUCUGGAAGCUGAGCUCCUGCGACAUGUGCGAGCUGGCCCGCAACAGCGUCCUCAUGAGCGGCUUCUCCCACAAGGUGAAGAGCUACUGGCUGGGUCCCCACUACCAAAAAGAGGGGCCGGAGGGGAACGACAUCCGCCGCACCAACGUGCCCGACAUCCGCGUGAGCUACCGCUUCGAGACGCUGUGCCAGGAGCUGACGCUCAUCACGCAGGCGGUGCAGAGCGAGGAGCUGGAGCCCAUCCAGGAGGAGGACGCCCUCGCCAUCGCCGCCGCCUUCGCCGCCCAGUGACGCCCGGCCCCGACUGGGGGGACGCGUGCCACCCCGCCGCCGUCCCCGCCGUCUCCCGCGCUGCUCCUUCGCCCCUCGCCGCUGUCCCCGGUGUCGUGCUGGUGCCUCCGUCGUCGGUCGCUCUGUUUUGGGUGGGUUCAUCGGUUUGGGGUUUUUUUUUGUUUUUUAACUGGUUUUCUUGUAGCUGUGAUGUCUGCCGGGCGCGGGGGACGGGGAAGGUGGGCGAGGGGUCCCCAGUGCCACUGCCAGCCAGGGGACACCGUGGGGUCCCCAUGCUUGAUCACCGUCUCCCCCUCGAGAGGGGACAUGGGGACAAGCUACGGGAGUCGCUGCAGCCCCCAGCACCCAAACCGGGGUCUCUGCCCCCCCCCGGCUCCGCUGGCACCCUCCCCUGGGGGCUGCCACGUCCCCGUGGCCCUGGGGACACAGGGAGGCCAGCUGCAGGGGACAGCGGCCUUGGGGUGCCCGGCGGAGGAAGGGCAGGAAUCCCCCCGCCUCCUCCUCCUCCUCCUCCUCGGCCGCGGAGGCCGCAGGGAGGAAGAUGAGGGUCUAGGUCUGUGUGUGUCCCACCGUGUGCUGGGGGGGGGGGGAAAGGGGGGCACUGCGGUGCCCGGCCGGGCUUUCGCCCGUCUCGCACCCGAGGAGAAGGGGACGGUGACCGCAUUAAAAAAAAAGGAAAAAAAAAUGAAAGAAAGAAAAAAACCAAAAAAAGCAUGAGAAAUAAAGGUAUUUAAGUAAAA